CCCACUGUACGUUCGGACCCUUGGAUGGGAAAAUUACCCUCGGAUGUUGUGGUCGAACGAGUUCUACCAUACCCACCCGACAAGUUGUCCAGAGGCGGACUCCAAAACAAAAACCAACAGUGCUGUGAAAAAGAAAACCUAUUUGCAAUGAUCGCUUUCAAGUUUCCAUUGUCCUACGGUGUGUCUUUAGCUACCCGAAGAUCGACUGCUUCGCUAUUGUUUUUUCCUAUGUAAGGAGCGGAAUCAUGGACUAUGAAGGAGAAUUUCUGAACGACCCAAACGACAAUGUCUCUGGUAACAUUAAGCCUACAAGAGAGCUGAUAACAAGGUCGAUAUUUAAAGUAUACAAGAGACGAUGGUUCGUUCUGUUGGUGUUGUGUCUUCUCAACAGUUCAAACGCUGCACUAUGGCUGACCUUCGCCCCGGUUGCCGACCAGUCCGCCCAGUACCUGCAUGCCACUCUGGACCAGGUCAACUGGCUGUCCCUGGUCUACAUGGUGGUGGCCAUCCCCCUCAGCUUCGGGACCACCUGGAUGAUAGACAGCCUGGGCCUGCGCAUCACGCUGAUCCUUGGCUCAUGGCUCAACAUGCUCGGGGCGCUGUUGAGGUUGUUCGGCACCUUUGAGAGCCUGGGUCUGAGCGACCCGUACCCCCUGGUGAUGUCGGGACAGACGCUCUGCGCCAUCGCUCAGCCCCUGGUCAUCUUCGCGCCCACCAAGAUGGCCGCCCUUUGGUUCUCGGAGAACCAACGGGCCACUGCCAACAUGAUCGCCUCCAUGUCCAAUCCUGUCGGGCUGCUGUUUGCUAACAUUCUCUCACCUUUGAUUGUCACUACCAACGACAGAAUCCCUCUUCUGAUGCUGGUGUAUGCUAUCCCAGCAUGCCUGGUCUGUUUCCUGGCAACUGUGGGUUUAAGGAGUAGUGGACCCCCUACGCCCCCCUCUGCCAGCGCAGAGUCUUCCACCUCUGAGCCUUUCAUCCAGGGCCUCAAACUGCUAUUGAGAAACCGGCCCUACCUAGUACUGUUGGUGUGCUUCGGCUGUGGUAUCGCCGUCUUUACCUGCUUCUCCUCCCUGCUGGAACAGAUCCUGUGCGUGCGUGGCUACAGCAACUUCUUCGCAGGGCUGUGCGGUUCUCUCUUCAUCGUGUUCGGUGUGGUCGGCGCGGGGGUCCUGGGCCUUUUUGUGGACAAGACCAAGAUGUUCACGGAGGUCACCAAGGUCAACAUGGCGCUCAGCGCGCUGGCCUGCAUCGCCUUCGCUGUGGUCUCUCAGAUGCGUCAGCAGGAAGUGGCUGUGGCGGCUGCCUGCUCCCUCUUCGGUCUGUUUGGUUUCGCGAUCUACCCCAUUGCCAUGGAGCUGUGUGUGGAGUGCACCUAUCCGGUCGGCGAGGCCACGUCCACGGGCCUCAUCUUCAUAUCAGGACAGGUGCAGUCAGUCGUCCUGAUGGUGGCACUGCAGGCGUUGACCAGGCCUCUGGCGGACUCCCCCUUCUCCACCUGCUCUAUCGGGGGAGACCCCGCACUCAGCUGGAGGGUGUCUGUUCUGGUGAUGGCAGGUGUGUUUGCAGCGCUGAGCUGCCUCUUCAUCAUCAUCUUCAACUCCCCGUACCGCAGGAUCCUGGCUGAGGCCAAGGCAGCCCAGAGUGGCCGGCCCAGCUUCAAGGCGGACUGCAUAGACACCAUUAGCCAGGCCGUGUGUCAGGGAACACUAGAACCCAGCAUUGGGACAAAAGAAAAUGAAGAACUAGAUCCAGGGAAAGACCAGCCAACUUUGUGACCAAGAGCCACAGUGAAACUUUAAGAAUCAGAGAACUACGGCUGUGGACUGUCGGAGCCAUGAGCAGCACAGGGACAAAGGUUCUAGGACUGGAGAAAAUACACGGAACAAAGACCAAGAACGUGGACCAAGAAGGUUUGUUUCUUCAUGCCACUUUGAAACGCCAAAGCCAAGUAAAUACACUGUAUAUGAUUUUACUUGAAGUUGUUCAACUGAUAGUACAUAGUUCUUUUAAAUGGGCCUUCAGGGACUGACUUCCUGCCAAGUGUAUGAGUAUUGGUUUAAAUCUAUUCAGUUUUAGGGUUCCGAACCAACCAAAUUGCAUCAAGGAGGAUAAUUCGCUAAAAUGAGGCCAGAAGCUUGUUUUUAUCAGCCAGGUGCAGUGCCUGUGGUGCGUUGUCUGGACUUCUCCUUCUUCACCUGAGGCACAUUUUGCGCAAUUCAUCCUUACCUCGGAUCACGUCUUCAUCCCUGCACCCGUCUUCAACUACUGUCAGAACAUGAGAUGAUGUACAACAGAAAUCCAAGAAGUCUUAAAUGGUACAUAAUCUGAACUGUCCCUGAAUAAUGUAUAAUAAUGUAACUGUUUUCCCAUGAACAGAACAGUUUGGUACAUCUGGGAUGAGGCAAUGGGACAUGAAGGUCAAUGGCAGAGGAAGAUUUGUUUUCUAUCUCUCUGAUAGUAAAUCUACUGUUAUGUCAUCUUCUGGCUGUAUGUACGGCUCCUGUAUGAUGUGUUGUGUGCUUCAUUCCUAUGAACAUGUUAUUUCAAGUGUUUUUCUUAUUUUCUAUGAAACUUUUAACAGGUCAAGAAUUCUAAUUUUCUAUUUUUUUAUGCUAAUAGCAGAAUUCCAACUUGGUCUCACAGGAAUCCGUGAAAUGACUACGGUCGGACGCUUAACUCGAAAUCCGUGGCCACAUCACGGAAACACGCCGAUAUCCGUGUGUGAGCCACGGAAUAACAGUGUCAUUUACUUGCAUUGGAGCAAAUUCCGUGGCCACAUCACGGACAAUUGAAGUGAUUCCGUCAGACCACCACGGAUUUUGAGUUAAGCCCCCGCUGUGGUCAAAUGUGGCACACACAGAUUGAAACGGGAGCACACACA
This is a messenger RNA of Gadus macrocephalus (Pacific cod), 2884 nucleotides long. It is a transcript of the gene slc49a3, whose product is annotated as solute carrier family 49 member 3. NCBI's taxonomy places the organism in Eukaryota, Metazoa, Chordata, Actinopteri, Gadiformes, Gadidae. The record is from RefSeq and is a predicted model, not a curated record. The coding region runs from base 246 to 1778 and encodes 510 amino acids. Gene Ontology annotation, cellular component: membrane. Gene Ontology annotation, molecular function: transmembrane transporter activity. Gene Ontology annotation, biological process: transmembrane transport. The transcript is spliced from 10 exons.